CUAAUCGCCAUUACAGAUUGAUUUGCUCCCGCUAAUGGGUAUUGCGUGCUCUUCCCGAAAGAGCAUUCCCAACUCGCCGCGGCCGAAGUUUGCCUCUCUCUCCUCUCGCCCACAAAUUACCAUGUCCUUCUCCCGCACACUCGCACACCGCUCCCUCCGCGCCCUCACCGCUGCCCCCCUCCCCCUCCGGGCCACCGCUCUCCCCCUCCCCACAAGGGCAUUCACCACAGCCCAGCCCCGAAAGAUGGUCGUCUCCCAGACCCUCCACGAAGCUGCCGACCGCAAGUCCAUGCCCUCCGUCUCCGAGUGGGCCAAGAACCCCAUCGUCAGCUACGAGGAGCUCAAGCCCAUCACGGAGCAGCCUUCCGACAACAUUCUUGUGGUGGAUGUCCGUGAGCCGGAUGAGGUUGCCCUGGGAUCUAUCCCCUCGGCUGUAAACUUGCCCCUGUCCAAGCUCAAGGAUGCUUUGGACAGCAACUUCAACCCUGGAGACUUCCAGCGGGCGUUUGCCUUCCCCAAGCCUUCGCCCGACCAGAACAUCAUCUUCUUCUGCCGCUCUGGCAAGCGAUCUGCCAACGCUGCCGAGCUCGCCGGUGAGAAGGGUUACAAGUCUAUCCGAAACUAUGUCGGAAGCUGGUUGGACUGGUCCAAGAAGGAGAGCCAGAACAAGGACGAAGACUAAGGUCUUUUCUCCUUGCUGUAGCCAUUAGGAGAAGGCAUUGUGUGAAGGAGAAGGGUCAGAGGCAGGCGAGUGCUUGUGUGCUUGUACUGUACAAAGGGCAUGAACAUGUGCAUAUAGCUAAAAAUAAACACUCAUCAUCAUCAUUAAAAGGAAUGUAAAUCAUCAUGUCG
This is a messenger RNA of Cryptococcus amylolentus CBS 6039, 852 nucleotides long. RefSeq lists its product as hypothetical. The coding region runs from base 35 to 682 and encodes 215 amino acids. The record is from RefSeq and is a predicted model, not a curated record. Gene Ontology annotation, cellular component: mitochondrion. NCBI's taxonomy places the organism in Eukaryota, Fungi, Basidiomycota, Tremellomycetes, Tremellales, Cryptococcaceae. The transcript has 3 exons. Gene Ontology annotation, molecular function: thiosulfate-cyanide sulfurtransferase activity.